Trifolium pratense (red clover) is the source of this 1441-nucleotide messenger RNA. RefSeq names its product putative fasciclin-like arabinogalactan protein 20. Bases 48 to 1184 code for a protein of 378 amino acids. The record is from RefSeq and is a predicted model, not a curated record. Lineage: Eukaryota; Viridiplantae; Streptophyta; Magnoliopsida; Fabales; Fabaceae. The transcript has a single exon.
ACUAACAACAGAAACAAACUUCACUCUCACUCUCACAUCAAUCAACAAUGGCUUCCAUCACUAUCACCACCGUCACCACACUGUUAACAUUCUCUCUCCUCCUUUCUCUCUCCACCUCCCACCCUUCCUCCACCAUUCUCGACGCCGCCGAAAUCCUCUCCACCUCUGGUUACGAAGCCAUGGCACUCAAUCUCGAACUCGCUUCCCAAACUCUCCUUGCUCGCCGUCAAUCUCGCUCCUUAACCGUUUUCGCUCCAACUAACUUCGCCUUCAACCAGAUUCCUCAGCUUCCUCUCUCUCUUCUCCGUUACCAUCUCCUCCCUCAAGCUUUCUCUCUCCAUAGCCUCCGAUCUCUCCCUUUCGGUGCUAACAUCGCUACUCUUCUUCCCGGUCACUACCUCACCGUCACAACCACAAACCGUAGACUCUCCAUCAACAACGUUACCGUUAAUCCAACGCCGUUACUCGGUGACGGUUAUCUCAUCAUUUUCCAAACGGAAAGCUUCUUUGAUCCUUAUUUCCAGCUUCCUCGUCCUUCUUACGGCGCUUGUUUUUCUGCAAGAAACAUCUACGGCGCCGGUAACGGCCGCAGAUUCAGAUCGAAUCGGUUAAUUUCUGAUUCGUCGACGUUUUCUUUUCAAGAAGCAAGCAGUGCUUUGAGAUCGAGCGGUUGUUCUGUUAUGGCGUCGUUUCUUGAUAUGCAGUUUCUAAGUCUUAAAGAACGACCUGAUCAGGUAACGGUUUUUGCUCCGAUCGAUGCAGCUAUGGUGAGUCACAUCGGAAACGUGACCGGAUAUUCCGAUAUUCUUCGCCGUCACCUCGUGCCUUGUAAGAUCAUGUGGAACGAUUUGAUUACUUUGGAAGAAGGAACGUAUAUUUCGACUUAUCAGAGUGGAUUCACAUUGAAUGUUACUAAAUCAAGUGCUAAUAGUGAUUUGAUUUUGCUUAAUAAUGGAGUUCCAGUGGUUUUCCCUGAUUUGUACAACAGUGAUUGGCUUGUUGUUCAUGGAAUCGGAGAUAUUCUUUUGGAUACCACGGGAACAGAAGAAGUGAAGGUUCAGGCUGGUAAAUCUUCUACGUUUGAGAUUGAUCAUCAUAAUCAUCAUCAUCACGAGCAACCUCAUCAUCAUCACAAUCGUGCGCACAAUCCUUCAGGACAUUACCACUUCUCUGUUUUUCAUUAGGUGAUUAAUUCAUUACUAUAUUUGUUCUUGAGAUUUUGAGUUCAGAAUUUAGUUCGUUCUUUCCAUUUCACACACUCUUGCAACCAGGAUGAUAUGAUAUCUUGAUUCAGAAUUUAGUUUGUUCAUUCAAUUUCCAAUUGUGUGUGUGAACUGUUAUUACUGCUUUCAAUUUGUUAUCAGAGUGGAACCUCAAUAGAUUUUAACCAUUUAUGUGUUCGCCAAGAUCUAUUGCAUGUAUAGAUAUAUAAACUUACAUU